AUGAAUGGACAUGAAUUGGUAUGGAAUAAAUGUGAUAAUAAGCAACAAAGAGCAGUAUGUGUUAAUUGUGAGAGAAGACGGAAUGAGACAGGUUGUGAUGCAGAAAUACCUUGUCCAUAUGACUUAGCAGCACAAUUUAAAAGGGACACAAAGGUCACCAUUGCAUACCAUACUGCAUGGAGGGCAAGGGUUAUGGUGUUGGAGAAGCUAUAUGGGAGUUAUGAGAAGAGUUACCAACAAGUUCCUAACUUUUGUGAAAUGGUUAAGGGGUGGAAGGCUGGCUGUAGAAGGGUCAUUGGCUUGGAUGCUUGUCACUUGAAUGGAAAGUUUGGUGGUGUGAUGCUAUGUGCAACAGGUCUGGAUGGUCAGAAUGGCUUAGUUAUGCUAGGUAUAAUGGUGUGUAGGAAUGAAACCAUAGAAAAUUGGAAGAUUUUCCUUGGAGAUUUGAAGCCUCUGGUAGAUGAAGAUGGUGUGCGUAUCUGUUUCAUCUCAGACAAGCAAAAGGGAAUCUUGGAGGGUGUUGACUAUCACUUUCCUUUAGAUGAACACAGAUAUUGUUUUAGGCACUUGCUUGCAAACUUCAAGAAGACCUACAAGAGUUUUAGUUUGCAGAAUCAUCUUUGGAAUGCAGCUAAAUGUUACAAGAAAAAGCAUUUUGAGGAACAUAUGGCCAAGAUGAAGGCUGAGAAUGCUGAUGCUGCUUGGUAUCUCUUGAAAGAAGAAAAACCACAAACCUGGUCCAGGUCCCAUUUCGAAAAAGACAGCAAAUGUGAGCACCUUAAUAAUAACUUUUCUGAGUCCUUCAACAAUAUGGCAAAGAAGAUGAGGGAUAAGCCCAUCUGCAAGUUAGGCCUGAUGUAUGGAGAUCUGGUGAUGAAUACUUGGUAUAAGAGAAGAAAUGAGUCUGCAAAAUGGAGAGAUGGUGACAUAGUUCCUAAAGCAAUGAAGUUGAUAGAAAAGAUGAUAGCUUUGAAUCCUAAUUUUAAGUUGGUUCCAGCUGUGAAGUACAAAGUCUAUGAAGUGAUUAGUGUGCAUGAAGAAGUUUUUAUUGUGGAUCUUGAGAAGAAACUUUGUAGUUGUUUGCAAUGGGAGUUAAGGGGAUUUCCAUGCCAGCAUGAUGUAUGUGCUUUGGCUCCAAUGAGACCUAACUGGGCUGAGUAUUGUAGCCCUUACUACACAGUGGACUACUACAAGAAGACAUAUGCUCCUGACUUCAAUCUACUAGAGGGUGUAGCUAACUGGAUAGAGCCAGAAAAACCAGAAAUGAUGAAGACACCAGUAGACAUUAGAAAGCCAGGCAGGCCAAGGAAAAAGCGGAUAUUGUCAUAUGAUGAACCAAGAGGUCAGAAGAAGGCUAGAAGAUGUAGUAGGUGUAAAAAUGAAGGUCAAUACUCAUCAAAUUGUGUUGGUGGUCCAGUUGGAGGAAAUCCUAAGGGAUUCAAGCCUAGAACAUGUGUUGAUGGCACAAAGCAGACAACAGUUGAAGCUCCACCAAAGAGAAAGUACAAAGCUAAAGCUGCUGCAAAUUCUGGAGGUGCAUCUGCUGCAAAUUCUCAACCUUGUGCUAGCAGAUCUAAGACGCAAACAAGCGUUGCUCAAUCUUCCCAACCAGCUGCAACAUAUUCUGCAAAAUCCAAAGGUGUCAUGAGAAAGGAAGGUGAUGAAUCUUGCUCUCAGCCCAGUUUCAGUCAGCACAACACCCAUGUUGGAUCUGUUAGCAACAACAUAACCUUUACAGCUCCAAACCCAAAAGGAAAGAAGAGAGCAAAGAAGUAUAUGAAGCUUUAG
Papaver somniferum (opium poppy) is the source of this 1788-nucleotide messenger RNA. RefSeq lists its product as uncharacterized. Lineage: Eukaryota; Viridiplantae; Streptophyta; Magnoliopsida; Ranunculales; Papaveraceae. The record is from RefSeq and is a predicted model, not a curated record. The transcript has 8 exons. Gene Ontology annotation, molecular function: zinc ion binding. Bases 1 to 1788 code for a protein of 595 amino acids.